AUGGCGGAAAAUUACGGCUCCGAAUAUACCAGCUCCAAGCUUACUUCCCACGGCUUGAGAUUCUACAACUGGCCAGGAGCUGGUGAGCAGGCCGCGGAGCAUUUUGGUCUCUCCCAUGCUGUGAUCAUUCCCGCAAAUGCUCGUCGCGUAUUGAUCGGAGGUCAACUUGGAAUUCGAGAUAACGGCUCCAUCCCCACAGACCCCGAGGAGGAAGCCGACAUCGCAUUCGAACAUGUUGAGCGUGCCUUGAAGGCUGCUGGCUUGGGAGAUGAUGCGUGGGAAUAUGUCUAUAAGAUCAAUACCUACGAGGUUGCAGCAGAAGGAGUUCCGGCCGGUAUUGGGAAAGCAGCUCAGAAGUAUUUGAAGAAGACCCGCCCGGCGUGGACUGGGGUGUAUGUUGCCGCGCUCGUGAUGCCAGGUCUCCAUCUAGAGAUUGAAGUUGAGGCUUAUCUUCCAAACUGA
Penicillium expansum is the source of this 462-nucleotide messenger RNA. RefSeq names its product YjgF/Yer057p/UK114 family. The transcript has 2 exons. The coding region runs from base 1 to 462 and encodes 153 amino acids. The record is from RefSeq and is a predicted model, not a curated record. NCBI's taxonomy places the organism in Eukaryota, Fungi, Ascomycota, Eurotiomycetes, Eurotiales, Aspergillaceae.